This is a messenger RNA of Tricharina praecox, 726 nucleotides long. Its product is annotated as cutinase-domain-containing protein. NCBI's taxonomy places the organism in Eukaryota, Fungi, Ascomycota, Pezizomycetes, Pezizales, Pyronemataceae. The coding region runs from base 61 to 726 and encodes 221 amino acids. The record is from RefSeq and is a predicted model, not a curated record. Gene Ontology annotation, molecular function: hydrolase activity. The transcript has 6 exons.
CACACUCCUUCCUGCUUUCGUUCCCUUCCUCCAGCCUCCGUCAAAUCACAUACUUCAGCCAUGAAGCUCAUAUCAAUUAUCAUUGGUGCAGCUGCUCUGAUUGGUGGGGUCGCCGCACAGUCGUGCCCCGAGUCCGAGUUCUUGUUUGCGCGCGGCACCGGCGAGUCUGGGAAAAUCGGCACGACAGUCGGCAGGUCCAUGCAGACUGCGCUGCGUCGGGCCGCUGGCUCUCGCAUGACCGUCGUCGGAGUUGAAUACCCGGCCAACGACGAUUUCGAGGCAUCGUCCGCGGUUGGAACCACGUGGGUCGUCGAGUACGUGAAGAGGCGUGCCGUAGAAUGUCCCAACAUGAAGUUCGCUUUUGGAGGAUACAGUCAGGGUUGUCAGGUCUUCCAUAAGGCCCGUGCUGGUCUUGCAGAUCCUGCCAUCCAGAAACGGAUCAUCGGUGCUGCCCUCUUCGGUGACCCAUACAUGAUGGCGACGGGAACGCUGUCCAGGGUUCCUACCACAUGGGCCGGAAAGAUCCACGAUAACUGCGCCAGCGGCGACCCUGUCUGCGGAGGAGGAGAUAACUUCCUCGCCCACAUCACCGGAUACAGCUCCUCCACGGCCAGGAGUGCUGCGACCUUCCUUACCGACCGGUUGGAGGGACGACCUGGUAAUGCAAAGUCUCCCCUCAACGGAAACAACAAUAACCUGCCGGAUACCACUCCCUCUACUCCGUAA